Messenger RNA from Octodon degus (degu), 4526 nucleotides. It is a transcript of the gene Znf275, whose product is annotated as zinc finger protein 275. Gene Ontology annotation, molecular function: DNA-binding transcription factor activity, RNA polymerase II-specific; RNA polymerase II cis-regulatory region sequence-specific DNA binding. Gene Ontology annotation, biological process: regulation of transcription by RNA polymerase II. Lineage: Eukaryota; Metazoa; Chordata; Mammalia; Rodentia; Octodontidae. The transcript is spliced from 6 exons. The record is from RefSeq and is a predicted model, not a curated record. The coding region runs from base 172 to 1668 and encodes 498 amino acids.
GGCUGCUGGGCUCUGCCGGGCGCGGGCGGCGGCUCAGUGGCGCUUCCUGCCACGCCGGGCCUCCCUGGGCCGCGCCAGCUCCCCUCUGCCGAGGGCCGCACCGUGGCAGCCUCCGGGCCUGGGUGGGACCUUACCUGCUGGACUCAUCACUUGGAAUUUGUUCGAGGCACAAUGAGUUAUCCUUGCGUGUCUCUUUUGGCUCCACCUGCUCCCCAAGGUCUUGCCCUUCCCCAGGAUGGAGCCCCGGGAAACCAGGUCCUGGCAGUCCCUCUUGAGAUACAGGAGGCCCAGAACCUGGUGCCAUCUGAUGAUGUGGCGCAGUACCUCACAGAGAGGGAGUGGUUGAAGCUGGACCCUGAGCAGAGGACGCUGGCUUAUUACGGGAAUGUGACCUCCGUGGGAGUGCCCGUUUUGGAUCCUGCCUUGGUCUCCCACCUGGCACAAGGACAAGUGCUGUUGCUGUCAGACCCAUCCCUCAGCACGGAUCAAGCCAAGCACCCUGAGAGCACCUCUGUGACCUGCCACCAGACAAUGGGUGAAAAAACCCAGCCACAGGAGAUGACAUCCAUGAGCUCCCCCAGGGCCGGAGACCGCAGCACUGAGGUCAAACAGAAGGGGUACUCAGAGGGGAGGGGAGGGAGCCCACAGAAUCUGCCCAUAGAGCACCACUUUGCCUGUAAAGAGUGUGGGGACACCUUCCGGCUGAAAGUGCUCCUGGUGCAGCACCAGAGGGUUCACAGUGAGGCAAAGGGGUGGGAGUGCGGCGACUGCAGAAAAGUCUUCAAGGGGGCGGCCGAGUUAAAUGAGCACAGGAAGAGCCACGAGUCCUCCGAGCCCCGGCCGGGCCCCAGUCGGGCCCUAGAAGAUGCCGCCGCCGGGCCAGAGAAGAGGGGACAGCUGGAGAAGGAGGCCAUGCCCUUCGAGUGCGAGGAGUGCGGGAAGAGGUUUAAGAAGAACGCAGGCCUCAGUCAGCACCUGCGAGUGCACAGCCGCGAGAAGCCCUUUGAUUGCGAGGAGUGCGGGCGCUCCUUCACGGCGCACACUCACCUCUUCCGGCAUCAGAAGCUGCACAUCGCCGAGAAGCCCUUCGCGUGCAAGGCAUGCAGCCAGGAUUUCCUCGAUCGCCAGGAGCUGCUCAAGCACCAGCGUAUUCACACAGGCCACCUGCCCUUCGACUGCGACGACUGUGGCAAGUCCUUCCGCGGAGUCACCGGGCUGGCUGAGCACCAGCGCAUCCACAGCGGCGCGAAGCCCUACGGAUGCCUGCACUGUGGCAAGCUCUUUCGGAGGAGCUCAGAGCUCACGAAGCACCGGCGCAUCCACACCGGCGAGAAGCCCUACGAGUGCGGGGAGUGCGGCAAGGCGUUCCGCCAGAGCUCCAGCCUGCUAGAGCAUGUGCGCAUCCACAGCGGCGAGAGGCCCUACGUGUGCGGCGAGUGUGGCAAGGCCUUCCGAGGCCCUUCUGACCUCAUCAAGCACCGGCGCAUCCACAGCGGACUCAAGCCCUACGAGUGCGACAAGUGCGGCAAAGCCUUCCGUCGGAGCUCGGGCCUGAGCCGCCACCGGCGCAUCCACAGUGGCGCGAGACGCUGCGAGUGCAGCGAGUGUGGCCGCGUGUUCAAGAGGCGCUCUGCGCUGCAGAAGCAUCAGCCCACCCACCGGGAGUAGGGGACUUGUCCCCAGGGGCCGAUGGGGGGGUCAAAGGAGAUGAACAGUUUUGUAGUACUUUUCAAUUUUAUCGUCAGAGAGGUUAAACCGAUUUCUCCUGCCACCAGCAAUUUCUAAGUGUCCAUGUUUCCCAUUAUGGUAGUCGAGAGUAGCUUUUCCCAAUUGAACUUAGUUCAGCUAGGUUACCGGCACAGGGUGCCUUCGAGGUAUUUCAGCCCUCAGGCCUUGAAUGGUGAGAGACAUGCGGCUGAGGAAUGCUGGGAGGUCACCUCCUCUAGGCUCUGUCCCCAUGGGAAACAAACAGUGGCAUCCGUACAGUGCAAUCCCAAUGCUCCUGAAGAAAGAAAAGAUUGCCCCAAAAGUUUUUGGCCUAGUUGAAUUUAUAAAUUUUUAGGGAUGUAAAUAGAAUACUCAAGUGUCUUAUAAUAUUUAAUUUAUUAAUUUAGUUAUACAUGCAUAUUGUAAAUCACAUAUAACAUAGAAUAAUAUAUUAAUUUAGAAAAGCCUCCUUUGCGCCACGCCCCCCUUCCUGAGUGGCUUUAUUCCACCAGCUUGUGCGUUGUGACCGCACAGUCUUCCCCAGCACAGGAUCCCCUCAGUCACCAGUUUUGGCACUGCCGCUCGCUUCUGUCCGAGCUUUGCGUGGCAGCGCUGUGAUAACCCUCACGGAAGGCUCCCGCGAGAAGCUUCCUCCCAAGCCAUUAGAGCAUAUUCAUGCAACGGUAGGACAGUCGUCUCGUAUAUUUUUAACUAGUCCAAUAAGCGCAUCAUAGCCACUUAGGGUGGUGCUUUUUCAAAUGACCUUUUCAAAAGCUGGGUUUUGGUUUUUGUUUUAAUAGCACCCAACCCAUCAUCCUGAGGUCAUACUCCUAGUAAAACUUAAUCGAACUUAAAUGUUUUUGCCUCUUUUUCCUUAACCCAAUUCAACCUCGUGACUCAGAUACCUACCCAAGAUAAACAUCGACCUCUCGUGUUCAGCGUAAUGUUCUCAUCCUCAAGCAGCGCCAUUGGGUUCAAAAUGAAGUAGGUGAGAGAGGCCCGCAGAUAAGAGGGGACCAAGAGCCACUUCCGGUAUUGGGCCCAAAGGCACGUCUCCAACCCUCCGGCUUGCAGCUCUGUCAGUCGGAGGACAGUCCCAGUACCUGCCUCCCAAAGGUGUCAGAAGGACAGUGGCAGUGCCUGCCCGGCACGAAGGCACACACCCAAUGAAGGUCAUCUGCUGUCAUUGUCGUAGUUAUUGCUGUCAUUCUGCAGCUCGUUAGUGCCACAUGUAGGGAUGAGCCCCAGGCCUCCUGACUACUAGUGUCAUCUUUUUCUCAUGUGACAACCUAUAUCUACUUCUGUUUUCUUGCAUGCAGUUGUACGUUCAUCUCCUUUGACUGGUUAUCAAAUUGCCUUUGGAUAUAUUAACUUUGUAUAGUGGUUCUUUCUAUAUCAAUUGUGAUGUUCUCUUUUCCAGUUUUAUUACUUUGCUCUUUAUAGCACUUUUUAUUACAUUUUUGUUGCGCGAGCUUUUGAUUUUUACAUAGCCAAGCAUUCGUUUUGUAGGUCGUAACUUUCAUUGCUUCAGUACUUAGAUAUGAUGACAUUUUCUUCUAGAAUUUUAAUUACAAACAAAAAGUUGAGACCCUGCCCACCGAAGGUGACUGCACCAGGUGGGUGGGGCAGAAGGGAAUGGGCCUGAGGAUUAGGCCCAUUCCUCAUUCAGAUGCAGACUCUGCGUACUACCUGUGGCCAGCACUUGACUACCCAACCCGGCCACUGAGGCACACUACAGAUACGUCGGCCACGGAUUCCGCAGAGCACUCUGACUACUCAGGGGGACAGCCCCAGACACCAGCAGUGGGGCUUGGCCUCACCUGGACCAACAGGAUGGCACACCCUGGGCCUGGCAGCCGCCAGCCCACCUCCAAGCUCCCAGGAGCCUUGGCAAUGGAUUCAGUGACUGAGCAGCAGAUCCACCUAAGUAACAUCUCAGACACCAGAAGAUUCGUCUGACUGAUCUUCCCCCAGCAAGUGACUCGAAUCAGAAAGAUCAGUUGGGUGGCCUCUGCUUUGGGGCAGCUAAGGAGGAAGAUUUGUCUACCUGUGCUGGUGUCACCCUCUGAAGCCACAUCUAAGAUGAGCAACAGAACAGAGGUUCAGAGAGGAACUGUGUCUCUCUGACUGCCCAUGUGUCAUUCUGACAGAAGCUGGCUGCGCCAGGCUGGGUCCAGGAUGCAGUAGCCAUGCCUGAGAGGGCAGAAAGAGCAAUCAGGCCCUCCGGUGGCUCUGAGGAAUGGAACUAGGAACUGUCCAUCCUGGGUCCAGGCAUCACUGGUGGCAGCCUCCCCCAGGAAGAACAGCAGUGAGAGCUGGCCAGGAAGCUGGCCAUGCCAGGUCUGUGGCAUCACUUCCCAGCUGCUGUGCCCUAGGGGACACUAGAGGCCAGGGCCUGCGGCAGAAAUGCAGACACAGCCAGAAAGGGCUUCCCAGGCCCCCUUCUAGGAAGCAAGGUCUGACAGUGAUCCUUGUGGCCUUAGCCAGAAGGUCCUCCUCAGUGGCCCCAGGCCACCACUGUGGCCCUAUGGGACAUCUCCAUCCUGACCUCCAGGCUGGAGAGAAGCCCACAGUACCUGUUACAUAGUGACUCCUUUCGAGCUGAGCUCUGUUCUUGCAGUAGUUGUGAAUGUGUGUGAAGUCACUACUUUCUCCAGUCAGUUUUCCCUUUUCAAGCUGUUAGGGCGUGUUUUGUACAUCUGUCGUUGGACAGGGAAUGCUGACAGGUACCAGGCCCAAGUCUGGGCACCCUUAGCUUUAAGGAUCCUGCCAUUUCUUUGACCAUUCCUUCGGUCAUUUGUCCAGCUGGAUCUGAAGGG